UGCCUGCAGUCCACAAUUUAAGUUCCAUCCCUCUCUCUCUCUUCAAUGGCGUUUCUUCCCCGUUUCUCUCGCUCUAACUUUUGCCGACCCCACUUCUUGAGGUUCCUGCAAAGUUCCACCCUCAAUUUCCACACCAGAGCUCCAUCUCACCAUGAAUACGUCAAUCAUCAAAAGGGGAGAUCUCUUCUUCCAUGGCUUUCGUCUUUGCCCAUUGCAGUUGCAGUUGCACUCUCAGCUGGAGCUUAUGCUCUAAACCUUGAGAAAACUCAUUCUCUCUGUGAACCUGAUCGCGGUCAUAGUCUUGGAGGCAAAGGAAGCACUGAGCUCGUGGUCCAAGGCUAUCAUAAAGAUGUUCCACUUGAGCUCAUUAACGAAUUGAGGACUAUAUGUAAUGGUAAUAUUAGUUUGGAUUAUGAUGAGCGGUUCCUACAUGGGACGCCGCAAAAUAGCUUUCACAAAGCAGUUAAUUUUCCAGAUGUGAUCGUGUAUCCCAGUUCAGAGGUGGAAGUAUCUAAGAUUGUCAGAGCUUGCAACAAGCAUAAGGUUCCCAUUGUUCCGUAUGGUGGUGCUACUUCGAUCGAGGGUCAUACUUUGUCUCCUCAUGGAGGUGUUUGCAUUGAUAUGUCGACAAUGAAGAGAGUUAAAUCAUUGCAUGUUGAAGACAUGGAUGUGGUUGUUGAGCCUGGGAUUGGAUGGAUGGAGCUUAAUGAAUAUCUGAAACCAUACGGUUUAUUCUUUCCGCUUGAUCCAGGACCCGGUGCGACUAUUGGAGGCAUGUGUGCAACUAGAUGCUCUGGUUCUCUGGCAGUAAGGUAUGGGACGAUGCGAGACAAUGUUAUCAACCUACAGGUUGUUCUAGCAGAUGGGGACAUUGUGAGGACUGCUUCCCGUGCUCGAAAGAGUGCUGCUGGGUAUGACUUGACUCGGUUGAUGAUUGGUAGUGAAGGCACCUUGGGCGUGAUAACAGAAGUGACUCUCAGGCUUCAGAAACUUCCUGAACAUUCUGUGGUUGCUAUGUGCAAUUUUAAGACAAUUAAGGAUGCUGCUGAUGUUUCAAUUGCUACAAUGCAUUCGGGGAUACAGGUCUCCAGAGUGGAGCUCUUGGAUGAGGUUCAGAUCAGAGCUAUCAAUAUAGCAAAUGAAAAAAAUUUGCCUGAAGUUCCAACAUUGCUCUUUGAAUUCAUUGGAACUGAAGCAUAUACACGUGAGCAAACACUGCUGGUUGAGAAGAUUGUACGUGAGCAUGAUGGCACUAAUUUUGUGUUUGUGGAAACUCCUGAAGCUAAAACAGAGCUUUGGAAAAUAAGAAAGGAGGCCCUUUGGGCAUGCUUUGCUAUGGCACCUGAUUAUGAAGCUAUGAUUACGGAUGUAUGUGUUCCUUUAUCAAGGCUUGCGGAAUGCAUAUCAAAAACUAAAGCUCUACUUGAUGCAUCAAGCUUACUCUGUGCAGUGGUAGCCCAUGCUGGUGAUGGAAACAUCCAUGUAAUUAUUAUGUUUGAUCCAAACCAAGAAGACCAUCGAAAAGAAGCUGAAAGCUUGAAUCAUUUUAUGGUCCACACUGCAUUGGAAAUUGAAGGUAUAACUUCAAUGCUUGACCAGAGAGAGAGAGAGAGAGAGAGAGAGAGAGAGAGAAGUGAUAGUACAACAAUAGUACUACUACUUCGUCGUACCGACGACGACUAG
Molecule: messenger RNA, 1683 nt
Organism: Amborella trichopoda
Lineage: Eukaryota; Viridiplantae; Streptophyta; Magnoliopsida; Amborellales; Amborellaceae
Source: RefSeq, a predicted model, not a curated record